Cygnus atratus (black swan) is the source of this 935-nucleotide messenger RNA. RefSeq names its product EF-hand calcium binding domain 10 (gene EFCAB10). Lineage: Eukaryota; Metazoa; Chordata; Aves; Anseriformes; Anatidae. Bases 396 to 782 code for a protein of 128 amino acids. The transcript has 5 exons. The record is from RefSeq and is a predicted model, not a curated record. Gene Ontology annotation, molecular function: calcium ion binding.
CGCCUUCACCGCGGCUGACUGAACCCGCCCGGGGGCCCCGGCGGCGGGCAACGGAGGGCAAAAAAACCCCAAAGGUGGCGGCUGGGUGACCACACACGGGCUGGAACCGGCAAGGCAGCAGUGUUAGCGGCGUGUAAGGCGCUGUCCCCGUGAAUUUAUGCCGCUGGGGUACGGACUAGUAACUUGGAAGCGCCGCUCUUCUGCUCCAGCGCUGACAGGAUCCAGGCGAAGCUCCCCCCGGUGACCACGCUCCGUCCCGCAGCCGCCCUGCCUCCUCCCGCCGCCCUCCUCAGGCCCCAGGGCUCCGGUUGCGGCUUCUUUCUCGAAGCUUCUCCCCCUCAGGGCCAACGGUUUUAACGGGCGGCGGGUGCGAGGCCUCCCCUGGCAACGGCGAGAUGGCGGCGGGCGAGCGGGGGGGCCGCGACUACCUGGAGCGCCACGGGAUCCCCGAGCUGCUCCGCCGCCUCAGCGCCCUGCUGCUCUACCACCAGCCCGAAAGACCUCGCCAGUUCCUCAUCCAGGUGCUGGAAAGAGUGAAGGCCGGCAGGCAAGGCGAGGGAGGGUACCCGUGCCUGAUGGACGAGUCCAACCUGGUUGCCAUGUUCCAGAUGCUGGAUGUUGCAGACCUGGGCUACAUCACGCCUGUGCAGUACCGAGAAGCUCUUAAAACUUUGGGACUGAGCACAGACAACCUGCACAUUGGUGAUGAUGUGAACGUCACACUGGACACAUUCAAGGAAGAAGUGAAGAAAAGGUUGCUGGAGAUCUGGGCUGCGUAUUAGAUGGAACAGUGCUUUGCAGCAUCCGUGACCUCUUUGAAGACAUGAUGUACUUGACGACUCAACAUAUCUUGUUUCAGGCGCUCCAGGAGGUUAAUCAUUUCAUCAAAGACAGAGCUCUCCAUUGAAGCCAGCUGUCCCAGCUGUAGCUGGCUG